Molecule: messenger RNA, 1502 nt
Organism: Cladophialophora immunda
Lineage: Eukaryota; Fungi; Ascomycota; Eurotiomycetes; Chaetothyriales; Herpotrichiellaceae
Exons: 2
Coding region: 127-936 (269 amino acids)
Biological process (GO): protein folding; protein import into mitochondrial matrix
Cellular component (GO): PAM complex, Tim23 associated import motor
Molecular function (GO): protein homodimerization activity; protein-folding chaperone binding; adenyl-nucleotide exchange factor activity
Source: RefSeq, a predicted model, not a curated record
AUACAUUCUAUCGGGCGAUAAUAACUUUUUCCCUCCGCAAAACAGCUUCCAUUGCCAUCACACCUCCCCAGUAUACUCUUUGUUACCCCUGUGCCUUGUUAAGCCCUGUCUCUCUCCGUCCACAUCAUGCUCCGAAAACAGUUGCUUCGCCAGGUGCGCACCGUCUCAGAGUCGCUGUCUGCCUCGCCGCAGAUACGGCGGUCGCCAUUUUCUUCCGCCACGUUCCUUGCUCCCCGUACAUCUAGACCCGCCUACGUCUCAUCGCGGAUAGGGCAGAGAUGGCAAUCCACAGAGGCACAGCAGCAGAAACCUGCCACGGAGGCUGCUCCUUCGUCAGAAGAGGCAAAAGCUGCGGAGGAGGCCAAGCAGGAUCCUCUCAAGGAAGAGCUUGAGAAGGCCAAGAAGGAGGUCAUAGAUCUAAAGGACAAAUACCUCCGCUCUGUGGCCGACUACCGGAACCUGCAGGAGCGGACUCGACGAGACAUGGAAUCCGCGCGCCAGUUUGCCAUCCAGCGGUUCGCCUCCGACCUGCUCGACUCAAUAGACAACCUUGACCGUGCCCUGUCGUCAGUGCCGCAAGCUGCCCUUGGAAUCACCUCGGCAUCAACAACCUCCAACACCUCAUCCUCCGACCCCAACGUUGCCGCAUCCGCCGAGUCCACCUCCGAACCGAACAAAGACCUGGUCAACCUGUUCUCGGGCCUGAAAAUGACCGAAGAUAUCCUCAUGUCCACGCUGAAGAAGCACGGUCUGGAGCGCUUCGACCCCAUGGAGGGUGGCGGGCGCAAGUUCGACCCCAACACCGACGAGGCCACUUUCUUCACCAAGGUCGAAGGAAAGGAGGAUGGAGACGUCUUCUACACCCAGAGCAAGGGAUAUAGACUGAAUGGGCGGGUCGUGAGGGCCGCCAAGGUCGGAGUCGUCAAGAACUCCUAGUCCACUCCGUGACCUAUGAACGUCAAAAUCGGGGCGCCUGUUGUUAUCCUUGUACCAAAAGUUAUCGACCUUACAUCUCUCUCUCUACCUCUGCGCUUCCAACCGGCGGAAUUCGGCGGGCGACGAAAUCGGGUCUAGAGACGGAAAAGGUCUCUACAAAAAUCGGAUGAUAUGUCGGCUCUCAUCUUAGAAGUGACGGGAUCGCGGGAGAGCGGAGCGCAUGGUAAUGUGUAUGACGGCUAACAUGUUCCGUCUUGAAAUUUCAUGUGGGAAGGCACCGGGAUGGCAUCGCACAGAUGCAUGUCGGCUGGGUGGGUAUGUGUCAAGCCACGAGCGGCGUUGGAGAUGAUCACAACGGAGCCGCAUGAGAUGUUGCUUAAACGUGCUUCAAUGUGGCCUGGCAUUUUCCGGGCUCUUCUUCCUUGUACAGCACAACCUCUUCUCUUACAUAUUGGGAUUACUAGAACCACUGUGCAUAAUUAUAACCUCAUUUUCACUGACGGAGAUGAGUGCCUCGGAGAGCAUGGAAAUAAAGGUAGUAAUACAAUAUGUCUUCCGCGAAUAUA